This is a messenger RNA of Chlorella variabilis, 900 nucleotides long. RefSeq lists its product as hypothetical. The transcript is spliced from 9 exons. The record is from RefSeq and is a predicted model, not a curated record. The coding region runs from base 1 to 900 and encodes 299 amino acids. NCBI's taxonomy places the organism in Eukaryota, Viridiplantae, Chlorophyta, Trebouxiophyceae, Chlorellales, Chlorellaceae. Gene Ontology annotation, biological process: carbohydrate metabolic process. Gene Ontology annotation, molecular function: hydrolase activity, acting on carbon-nitrogen (but not peptide) bonds.
AUGUGUGGGCAUGUGCCGCGCGGCCUGCUGUUCUUGGCCUUAUACACCAGCCUGGCCAUUGCAGCCGAACCUCCGAGUCAACCGAGCGCCCCCAACUUCAUACUCCUUUCGCUCGAUGGCGGGAUCCUCCCCAGCACCUGGGAGGUGGCCUAUGACCAGACCAUCAUCGAGUUCACCUGCUGCUGCCUGCACGGCGACGACACCGGGGACUGCGGCGUGGUGGCGCAGGCGUAUGGGCUGGGUCAUGAGAUGGCCACACACACCAUGACGCACAGCGAGGAGACCCUAGAGUACAGCUAUGAGCAGUGGGCGGAGGAGAUUGGGGGGCAGCGCGACUGGCUGGCCGGCACCUGCAGCAUACCGGAGGAGGAGGUGGUUGGGUUCAGGGCUCCCAACUUCCAAAUCAACAACCUGAUGGGCCGCGUGCUGGCAGACCUGGGCUUUGGGUACGACUCGAGCCUGACCGGCUUCGAGGACAGCCAGUCGGGCUGGCUCAAUGGCACCUAUGACCUCGACUUCUGCCAGGACAAUGCCGAGGAGAGGGCCAAGUGCAGCGAGUGGGAGGAGCUGCCGCUGUGGGAGGUGCCCGCCUAUCUCGCGCCCGGCAGCUUCCGCAGGACGGACCCUGCCCCCGUGGACGGCAUGUCGAUCGUCGAGAGGCUGCAGGCUGACUUCGAGCGCAAGCGCGGCACCGGCAUCCCGGUGUCCAUAAACGUGCAUGAGCCGUACCUGGCAGACAGCGCCAGCCGCGAGGCGGUGAUUGAGUUCCUGGGCUGGGCUUUUGAGCAGCCAGGGGAGACGUGGGCACUGACACACCAGCAGUACAUGGAGUGGAAGCAGGCGCCCGCUGGCACCCCGGUGGAGGCGGUCGUGGGCAAGUACCCUUGCGACUCGAGCUGA